CGCGACCUCCCAAACAAAUAACGUGCACGCCCAAUCUGGUUUCCGAGGCCUCACAGGGGCUUACGGCGGAACAGGUUGCGAUGCAAUCUGCGGCUCAAAUCGUAGAAGAGGUGACAAAACCCUGCUAAGCCAAUGCCGCCACUGGGGGUCGGGCCCCGCUCCAUUUCGAAACCAGAGAAGAACUCGAAGACGAAGAAGAAAGAAAUUGAAGAGGCGAGAGAAGACGCGACGAAACACACGCUGAUAGAUAGAUAGAUAGAUAGAUAGAUAGACAGAUGGGCUCUCGACGCUCGCUUCAGACUCUUCUCCAUUCCUCUCGCAUCCGCCUCUGCGUCGCUCGAUCCAUCUCCUCCACUCCCCGCCUCCAGAGUGUUGGAUGGUUCGACAAGAUCAAAGGUGUCAUCACCGGCAAAUCCACCACCGAUUCCAAGUCCUCCUCCUUCUCCCUCAUCGAAUUCGCCGAUCAGAUGGAGAAGGCGCGGAUGCUGAAUUCCUUCAAGAAGUUCGAGGCCGGCCGCUGCAGCGGCGCCACCGUCUCCGAAGCGUUCAAGAAGCAAUCCGUCAUCCUCCGAUACCUUGGCUCCAUCGAUCCAACAGGAGAGAAUCUCCAAGCUAGCCACAAACAUGAUGCGACAAAGCAUUGCAAUUGCACGAUAGCUGAUGUUGAACAUGUACUGGCGAAAUAUACAUGGGCCAAAGAGGCACAGAAGAAGAUAGAUAAGUUAAAGGAGGAUGGAAAGCCAUUGCCGAAGACCUUUAACGAGGUGCAAAAAUUGAUGGGCUCAACACCAUUCGAUGUUGGCAAGUCUAAUUUGGCGAAGAGCAGGGAAAUAAGCAGAAAUGCUAUCUGCCCAUGUGGAUCCAAAAAGAGAUACAAAAGGUGCUGUGGAAUGACUUGAGGUGAAAACAGCUGGUGGAUCUGAAAUUCUUUUCCAAGACUCUCAACUUAUGUAAGAUACACAACUUGUGGAAGUGGUUGUUGCAGCAACUACAUCAAAUUCGAACAUAGUUCAAAGUCAAGCUCUAUUUUUAUGUAAUUGAGUUUUUUAGGUGACAUUGCUGUGGGUAGUGAUGCUCUAAAUGUUAACCAUGCUCUUGAAAUCAAGGCAAUUUACUUCUGGCUGAUGGAGGAGGUUGAGACAGGCAGUUACAGCACCGACCAUUAUAUCAUCUACUGUAGAACUGAUACUGCAACAAUCUUCAUCAUUUUGUAAUUGCAGAAGCUAAGUAAAAUGCGAGAGAGCAUUUUCUCUACAUUCAGAGGUGCUUAAUUGAAGCCAUGGUGUAUCGAUGUAGUGGUUAUACUUUGACUUGAGGGAUAAUUUGCAGAGUUGAAGCUUGAUUAGGUCAUAAAUAUCAAGUAGUUUCUCUUAAUCAACAUGGUCUUUCAUCUGUUUAAUUACCGUUUGUUCGUUCUUUUCCCCAUUUCCUUUUAUUUUUAGAUUCAUACGAAGACAUAUGGGAUUUGAAGGUUUCAUUAUUUUGAUUGCAAGAAGAUUUGAUAUAGUGUA
Molecule: messenger RNA, 1511 nt
Organism: Phoenix dactylifera (date palm)
Lineage: Eukaryota; Viridiplantae; Streptophyta; Magnoliopsida; Arecales; Arecaceae
Product: SEC-C motif protein
Source: RefSeq, a predicted model, not a curated record